Messenger RNA from Pseudonaja textilis, 2670 nucleotides. NCBI's taxonomy places the organism in Eukaryota, Metazoa, Chordata, Lepidosauria, Squamata, Elapidae. The record is from RefSeq and is a predicted model, not a curated record.
AUGGCUCGGCGACGGCAGCUGCAGCAGUGGCUGCGGAGGCAGAGCUGUCAGCCAAGGAAGAAGGAUGCAGGACAAAAGGCGCCAGGCAGAGCACUGCCUGAAGUGGAGUGUAAGACUCCUACCCUUCAAUGUGACUUUCAGGAGCCUCUUCCUAUUCAGUACACCUAUCAUCAGCUUGGAGACAUUAAUAUUGCUGGCAUUAUUUCUGCUUUCCUUGCAUUUUCUAGUCCCAUUGUUUUCAUUCAAGAUCCUUCUCAGGCAUUUCAUGAUGGACUUAUAAUAGUUUUUCAGAGUUACCAGCAUAUUCUGACCUUAGCUUUUUCUGUAAAAGAGAUUAAUGAAAACCUCCAGAUUCUACCCAAUGUCACAAUGGGCUUCCACAUUUUUAACAGCAAUUUUAGUCCAAGUUGGACUUACUUUGCCUCAAUGUUGCUGCCUUUCACUCAGGGAAAAAUCAUCCCUAACUACAAAUGUGGGAUCGCAAAAAUGUUGACUGCAGCCAUUGGGGCAUCUGACAUCUCUCUUCACAUGGCAACUGUAUUGUGCAUCUACAAAGUACCUCAGCUGACCUAUGGAUUUGCUCCUGUCAUAGAUAAAGAGACUCAAGCAGUGUUCUUCCAACAAAUGUUUCCAAAUGAAUCCCACCAAAGCAAGGGCCUCCUGAAGUUGCUGCUGUAUUUUAGAUGGAUCUGGAUUGGAAUUGUUGUAGUAAAGGAUGAAAAAGGAGAAAAAUUCCUCCAGGAGGUGCUCCCCACAUUUUCCAAGCACGGUAUCUGCACUGAAUUCAUAGCAGAGUUACCAAAUGUGGCUUUAAACAGUGAUUUUACUGAUAUUAUAGAUGAAGGAUUACAUAUAUAUCAUGAUCUCAUGAACAGCACAGCCAAUGUGAUAAUCUUAUAUGGUGAAAUUAGGUCCUUACAAGAUCUGAGAACUUUACUCCAGUUUUCAGAAGUGGAGGAUAUACCAAAGAAGAAUAAGAUCUGGCUUAUAAAUGCUCAGACAGAUUAUACAUCAACUGCCAUUCAAAAAUCUUGGGAGAUACAUUUCCUACAUGGUGCUUUAUCCUUUGCCGUUCACACAAAGCAGAUCCAAGACUUCCAAGAAUUUCUUCAAAACUUGAAUCCAAACAACAACCAGAAUGAUCAUUUUCGGAAAGAUUUUUGGGAACAGGCAUUCAAUUGUUUCUUUCCAAACUCAAAAACGGAGACCUCUGAGAAGAAAUGUACUGGACUGGAGAGGCUUCAGAAUCUUCCCACAUCUGUGUUUGAAACACUAAUGAGUGGCCAGAGUUACAAUAUUUACAAUGCAGUCUAUGCUGUGGCACAUGCUUUGCAAUCUCUCUCUCUGUUCAAAUCCAGAGUAUCAAUAAGGAUGAAAGAAAGAUGGAAACAUUUUCAUAAUCAAUUGUGGUGGCAGGUUCAUCCUUUUUUGAGAAGAGUGAGUUUCAACAACAGUGUUGGUGAAAAGAUCUCCUUUGAUAAAAAUGGAGAAUUCAUUGGUGGUUUUGAUAUUAUCAACUGGAUCACAUUCCCAAACCAAUCUUUUGCUAGGAUCAAAGUUGGAGUGAUAGAUCCCACAGCUCCAGCAGAGAAGUUCUUCAAUAUUUCUAUGGAUUCCAUCACAUGGCCGUUAGGCUUUAAUAGGGCAUUACCUGUAUCUUUGUGUAAUGAUCCUUGUAAGACAGGACAAAGCAAGGCCAAGAAAGAAGGACAGUGGUUUUGUUGCUAUGAUUGUCGUCUAUGUCCAGAGGGGAAGAUAUCAAAGGAAAAGGACCAGGAUGACUGCUCUCCAUGUCCUGAAGAUCAAUAUCCAAAUCCUGGCAAAAAUAUGUGCAUUCCAAAGCGGAUCACUUUUUUGUCCUAUGAAGAACCCUUGGGGAUCAGUCUGACUGUUCUUUCUCUUUGCUUUUCUUUAAUGACAACUUUGGUAAUCACAAUCUUCAUCAAACACAAAGACACUCCUAUCGUCAAAGCCAACAACCGGAAUCUCACUUAUACACUGCUAAUUUCUCUUCUCCUCGCUUUCUUUUGUGUCUUUCUAUUUGUUGGGAGGCCCAAUAUGUUUGUUUGUCUCUUUCGACAACCAGCUUUUGGUCUCAUCUUUUCUGUGGCAAUUUCUUGUGUAUUGGCAAAAACCUUUGUUGUGGUUCUAGCAUUUUUGGCCACCAAACCUGGUUCCAGAUUGAGGAAAUGGGUGGGGGGAAGGAUGGUCAGUUUCAUUCUACUAUCCUGUUCCCUUGUUCAAUUAAGUUUUUGUGCUGUGUGGCUGAUAACAUCCCCACCAUUUCCAGAUUUUGAUGUGCUUUCAAUGUCUGAAGAAAUCAUCCUGGAGUGCAAUGAAAACUCAGUCAUGUUCUACUGUGUUUUGGGCUUUAUGGGUUUUCUUGCUCUGAUUAGCUUUUCUGCUGCUUUUCUAGCUAGGAAUUUACCUGACAGUUUCAAUGAAGCCAAAUUCAUCACCUUCAGCAUGUUGGUUUUCUGCAGUGUUUGGCUGUGCUUUAUUCCAACCUAUCUAAGCACAAGGGGAAAAUAUACAUUGGCAGUAGAGAUCUUCUCCAUGAUCUCCUCCAGUGCUGGAUUAUUAAUGUGUAUCUUUCUUCCCAAGUGCUUUAUCAUUGUGAUGAGACCUGAACUGAAUGAUAAACAUCAGCUCAUAAAGAAAAAGUUUUAA